UAAACGACAUAAAAAAUAACCCAAUUACUUUAUUUGUUUUGGGCAAAGUCUACUGUUUUGUAUUGUUGCAAAAAAUCGGAUUUAUUUGUACGUUAUACACGUUAUUAGAAUUUAAACUUUGGUGAUGAGAGCCUAAUAUGGAUAUAAUAAUUCAAGUUAAUAAUCAGUCGAAUGGGAGAGAUAAAUUGGCGAGGCUAGCACAAUAUACAAGUCGGUUGAUAUGGCAUCAAUUAGAAUCAAAUCAUGCAAACAAAUAUUCCGUGGAUCGAAUAAAAAAUUUGGAACUUACACUGAGCACAUUCAGAAAAAUACUGAGGUUGGGACGAUGUGUGGAUAUUUGCUAUUCUGCAUUGAACAGUAUGAACAUAGAUGAUCCAUUCCUAAGGUUGGCGAUAACUACAAGCAAAUUGGCACAUUCGCUGUUCCUUUAUGCAGACCACAUAGUCUGGUUUACAAAAAGUGGAUUUUUGAAGACAGAUUCAGACAAAUGGAAUCGUACAGCAAACAAGUUCUGGCUGUUAUCAAUUAUUGCAAAUCUCGCUAGAGAUUUCUAUGAGAUAUUGCACAUUUUAGAGUUGAACAAAACCACUUUGUUAAAGCCUUCUAGCCUGUUGAAUGGCUCGGUAAAUAAUUUGGAUUUUACUGGCAGUGCCAGGCAUUUGUAUAUGUUUGUAAAUUGUCACAAAGAUAUUUUCAUUGAUACUGUUAAGAAUUCCUGUGAUUUGUUCAUUCCUCUGACUGCUUUAGGGUUUACUAAGCUGAGUCCUAGUGCAGUGGGCACACUUGGGGCUAUUUCUUCUCUAGCAGCACUAAUAACUAUUGUAAAGCCUAUAACUAAGUUGGUGCCUGCAUAAGAAUGCUUAUCUAUUUACUUCAGACACUUAUUAAUUGUUACACUACUCAUGACUACAUUAUAGUCUUCUACUGGCAAAAUGGUGAUGGUUUUUACUAUUAUACUUAGUGAUAAAUCAUUAAAACGAAAUGCAAAUCAACUUUACAUCCUUAGCAGAAGGAUGAUUUUGUUUCAGACAGUUUUACUGCUAUAAAUGCUUCUUUUAUAACUUAUCUGAUAAGUUUUAUUAU
Messenger RNA from Ostrinia furnacalis (Asian corn borer), 1083 nucleotides. It is a transcript of the gene Pex11ab, whose product is annotated as peroxisomal biogenesis factor 11ab. Lineage: Eukaryota; Metazoa; Arthropoda; Insecta; Lepidoptera; Crambidae. The record is from RefSeq and is a predicted model, not a curated record. The transcript has 3 exons. Bases 138 to 854 code for a protein of 238 amino acids. Gene Ontology annotation, biological process: peroxisome fission. Gene Ontology annotation, cellular component: peroxisomal membrane.